Eremomyces bilateralis CBS 781.70 is the source of this 2093-nucleotide messenger RNA. RefSeq names its product acetyl-CoA synthetase-like protein. The transcript is spliced from 3 exons. The record is from RefSeq and is a predicted model, not a curated record. Lineage: Eukaryota; Fungi; Ascomycota; Dothideomycetes; Eremomycetales; Eremomycetaceae. Bases 396 to 2057 code for a protein of 553 amino acids.
UAUUGACGAGACUUAACAUCAUCCGCGAAUGUCCUCUACCCACAUAAUAGGUAGAUCGGGUACCGGUUGAGCCACCUGGAGAGAGCUGAAUCGUCCCUCCUUUAACUCUUUUGAGCCAAUGCGGAGAUGCCUAGCCACUCUAAGCUGUUACCUGUUCUUUGAGUCCUAUUAAUCACAUGCUUACUGAGUUGAGGGAAAUUCCUUUGUGACGGCAUCCAUUCCGAAUUUGCCAUGUUGUAUUUGUCAAUUAAAGAAAGAAACAGUGCUAUCGUGGAUUGGAUGUUCUCGAUUUAGACCCGGCGCGGACGACCGUCGAUGUAAGCAAGCCGUGAUUCAAUUAUAUAUAAGAGGACGACGAUUUAUAUUUUCCUUCACAUUUUAGACAAGUGGUCACUAUGUCCUAUAAAAAUGAACGCAGUCAGACCACCCAAAUCGAUCAUGUCGCUCGUACCACUCCAGAUCGCAUCGUCGCGUACAUCCCCCACUCCACCGACAUCAACCAAGGCUUUCGUUCUAUCACCGCCGCGCGAUAUGCCAGAGCCGUGAACGUCCUGUGCGAAUCUCUGGAGCCCCGAAUCGGUCGCAGCACCACGCACCAGGCUAUCGGCUACAUUGGAAAAUGGGACUUCCGGUACCACUGGGUGGCGCUUGCGUUGAAGAAACUCGGGUUCGUUGGGUUGUACUCGGCGCCGCGGAACAGCCCUCAGAUGCAUCGGCAUAUCUUCGAAUCGAAACAGUGCGGGACCUUGUUGCAUAGCGAAGGGUUGGAUAUCGCGGCAUGUCUCGGGGACAAGGAGAUGAACUGCAUCCAGGUCCCAUUGCUGGAUGCGCUCCUGGCGGACGGGAAGGCUCCGAGGGAGUAUCCGUACGAGAAGACGUUCGAGGAGGUGUGGGAUGAGCCGUUCGUGAUUGUCCAUACGUCCGGAAGCACAGGCAUGCCCAAGACUUUGAAUCUUACGAACGGUUUUGUGAGUUCCUUGAGGGAGCUAGGGGCGUAUCCGCCGAAAGAAGAUGGUCGGAACAACGUAUAUUCGUUGCUUUUCCAGAAAGUGCGAUAUUAUUGUAACUUCCCACCAUGGCAUACCGGUGGCAUCCUCAUCGGUGGCCCGUUAUUGAACUUCUACGGCGAGUCGGAGCAGGUGUGGCAUCACCCGGAUAGUCCGCCCACCCCAAAGACAAUCAUAGAUGCGGUGAACCAUGGCAAGGUGUAUAGGGCCGUCCUUGCUCCCGUGACAAUACAGGGGAUUGCAAUGACGGAAGGCGGCUUAGAUGCCCUCGGUCGGAUGGACACGGCAUCAUUUUCUGGAGGCCCACUCGAUAAAGUCACGGGUAAUUUAGUGUCAAAGCGAACCAACCUCUAUUCCAUCAUGGGAUCCACAGAAGGGGGUGUGACUGGGCUGCAAUACAUCCACAAGCCUGAAGACUGGGAGUACAUCGAGUACGACCCGGAGGCAAGCGGUAUCGAGUUCCGUGAGCAAUCUCCAGGCAGAUACGAGCUGGUCUUCGUGCAAACCCCUGCUGCUGCGCGCAUUCAAGGCAUCUUCAACACGUUUCCUGAUCGCCAGGAAUAUCUGUCGAGUGAUCUUUACUCCAAACAUCCAACCCUUCCGAACCACUGGAAGUUCCAAGGCCGGACGGACGACCUCGUUGUAUUCGCCAGCGGGGCGAAGCAUAAUCCGCUUUCAUUCGAGGAGAAUGUCCGCCUCAAUAACCAUGUCUCCGAGGCGCUGGUAUUCGGCACCGGACGUAUGGCUGCUGGGCUUCUGAUCGAGAUGAAGGACACCCCCUUGGAGAACUGGGCCCAGGCAAAGGAGGUUCUUGAUAGUAUCUUGGCUUCCGUGGAGGCCGCUAAUACGGCGGCACCCAAGCACGCGGUCGUCCAACGCAGCUUGAUCUUGUUCACAUCGGCCUCAAGUCCUUUCAUGCGAGCGAGUAAGGGAACCGUGGUUCGUAAGAGAUCGCUGGAUCUGUACGGUGCAGAGAUCGAGAAGGCAUAUGCGAAUUGUGCAGUGCCCGACAUGGUGACUUCGGCAGUGACCGAAGUCAUGCGGAACUGAGUUCGUAAAGCCACUCAAUUUAAUUCGUUCGACACC